Periconia digitata is the source of this 441-nucleotide messenger RNA. The record is from the annotation of a GenBank genome assembly. NCBI's taxonomy places the organism in Eukaryota, Fungi, Ascomycota, Dothideomycetes, Pleosporales, Periconiaceae.
AUGCCUCCUCCCGGCCAACUCCUCCACGCUCUCAUCGCAGUCUUAACCGCGACCCUCGGCUUCAUCGCAGACUGGAACCACACACACGUCUACAACCCGCGCUGGCCGCCGCACGCCAAAUUCCACAACGGCCAAACCAUGAGCACAGGGCUGCUCCUCGGCGGCACCGCGCUGUUCCACCUCUUCGUCCGCCCGCUGGCCAACCCCCGCGAUAACCUCAACGUCGUGUCCUGGAUCCUGUGCCUCAACUACGUGGCUCAGGUCAGUGCGGUUUUUUACCCGGGCUCCCUUCCUAUCGACCCAGAGUUCGCGGGGGGUCCUGGUGGCGCGUUCCCGCAGGCUUAUGGCGCUGCUGUGUUGGUUGGGGUUGUGGGGGUUGGGUAUUGGCUUGAGGAGGCGAGGAUUCGUCGGUUGGAGGGGAACGUGGUGAAAGCGAAGUAG